AUGCCUGUCAUAACUCGUGCUGCAGCAUUACGGUCGAAGAUAAUUGGUGUUUCAGACGCUUCACUUGAUGAAGCAACAUUACCUGCUACAUCCGUGACAAAGUCUACUGCUAAAACUACUAGGACAUGUGGAUUAAAACAGAAACAGAAAGAAAGAGCAGCAGAUUCGACAAUAAAUUGCAGUAAACCAGAAACAGGCUUUGAAUCACAACAACAAUCAUCAAUUUCGAAAACUGAAUCUGUUCUUCAAGCUAAUGUUAAUUCAGAUGAUGAAGAAACAACAGUAUUAUUACCAUCACCUGAUCAAACAGCAGCAACGUUUGUUACAAAAUCAUCAACAGAAAAUAGUGAUCACUCUAUAGUUUCAUUAGAUUCAUCAAAUAAUAAUGAUAUAGUUGAAUCGGAAGGUGAUGCUGAUGUUUUCCUAAAUGUACCAGUAGUUAAAGGAGAAAUAAUAUCAGGUACUUCAAUUCGAAAGGGUAAAAUGAUCUUCAUGAAUGGCUUUAGUUAUUUGUAUAUGAGCACAGCAAAAGAAACCAUCGGUUGGCGUUGUGCCAGACGAAAUGUAAAUUGUAAAGCAGUGAUACAUACUUUAAAAACAACAGGUGAAUUUAGUCGUUGGAAUGGUAUAUUUCAUUAUCAUACAGUUGAUCCAAAUGAAGCACGUAAACGAGAAAUUUUGGGUACCAUCAAAAAGAGAGUCUUGGAUGAACAUAUUCCUGUCAAAAUCAUCAUUGAACAAGAAUAUAGAAAAGCCAACUUAUCAACAGAAGAAAAACGAAUAAUACCUCUGCCAUCGAAAAUUGAAUCUGGCCUUCAUAAAACCCGACGAAGAGCAUUACCACCUGUACCACGUGAUCAAAAAUUUGUUGUACCACCUGUUUAUUUAGAAACCUAUUCCAAAGAGCCUUUCUUGAUUUAUGAUAAACGAAAAAGUCAAUAUGGUGGACGUUUAAUGAUGUUCGCUUCGCCGGAACAAUUGGAUGUUCUCUUUCAUUCGGACAUAUUAUUCGCGGACGGCACUUUUCGUGUGUCGCCUAUCUUGUUCGAACAAUUGUAUGUUCUUCUUGGAAUGCAGCAUGGAGAAGCUGUACCAGUCUGUUUUAUUUUGACUUCUAAUCGACGUCAUGAAACCUAUGAAGCUAUUUUGCGUUGCUUACGAAGGAUUGGAUCGAAGAAAGGAAUUGACUUGAAACCAAGAAGUAUCAUUUGUGAUUUUGAGAGAGCUUUCAUGAAAGCUGUUGCAAAACAACUACCAGAAACACUCGUUACUGGAUGCUGGUUUCAUUUUUGCCAGUCUUGCUAUCGGAAUAUUCAACAACUUGGUUUAAUGAAGGUUUAUGAUACUGAUGCUGAAGCAAGACAUUUAUUGCGUGCUUUCAUGGGUUUGGCCUUAUUACCAAUGAAUCUUAUUCAUGAUGGUUUUAUAAUGUUAAAGAAAAAAGUCAAAACGUCUUGUUAUCGAAAUCAAUUAGAAGUGUUCGUAUCAUACUUUAAAAGCGAAUGGAUUGACCAUUUUAAACCUUCAAUGUGGUGUGUCAGUAACAGCAGAUGGCGAACGAACAAUUUCGCUGAAGCCCAAAAUAGAAGAUUUUUCUCACGUCUUGUACAGCCACAUCCAAAUCUGUGGCGAUUUAUACAAUGCUUGAAAGAAGAGGAGAGUGUUGUGUCUCAUAGAAUGGGUCAAACUGGUUUAGGUUUUUCUUCAACUAGACCAUCAAAAUCAACACGUUUGGCAGCACNUAAAGGUCCCAAAGCUGUUUAA
Rotaria socialis is the source of this 1764-nucleotide messenger RNA. The record is from the annotation of a GenBank genome assembly. NCBI's taxonomy places the organism in Eukaryota, Metazoa, Rotifera, Eurotatoria, Philodinida, Philodinidae.